AUGGACCCUUCACAAGUUGACGUCCCUCCGCUCAAGGAUCUUACCAUCGACAACAUCACCGAGAACGUGAACUUGAUCAACUCACAAUGCGAAGACCCGAGAAUGAAGUACCUGCUGGAGAGACUCGUCUCACAUGUCCACGACUUUGCCCGUGAGACCAGGCUCAGCACCAACGAGUGGAUGGCUGCCAUCCAAUUCUUGACAAAGGUUGGCCAGAUCAGCAGCGACGUACGACAGGAGUUCAUCCUACUCUCCGAUGUCAUUGGUCUGUCCCUGCUCGUUGACAGUAUCGAUCAUCCGAAACCUGCUGCUAGUACUGAGGGCACUGUCCUCGGCCCCUUCCAUACCCACGAAGCUCAACUCGAAGGCAACGGCGGUAGCAUUUCACACGAUCCUGAUGGCGAGCCUUGCCUUGUUCUGUGUACCGUCAAAGACACUGCCGGAAAGCCAAUCGACAACGUCAAGAUUGAUAUCUGGGAGACAGACAGCAAGGGCUUCUACGAUGUCCAGUAUGCAGAAAGGGAUGGUCCUGAUGGCAGAGCUGUCAUGAAGAGUGACAAUGAGGGUGUCUUCUGGUUCAAGGCCAUUGUGCCAGUGCCAUACCCCAUCCCUCACGAUGGACCGGUCGGUCAGCUCCUCAAGAAGCUCAAGCGUCACCCGUAUCGUCCCAGCCACAUGCAUUUCAUGUUCGAGAAGCCUGGCUACGACAACCUGAUCACUGCUCUAUAUCUUCGAGGCGACCCAUAUGAAACAUCAGAUGCCGUCUUUGGUGUCAAAGAAUCCCUGCUCAUCGACCUAGGCACCGUGUCAGGCGAACAGGCCAAAGAGUACGGCGUGAAAGAGGGCGACAAGCUCAUCACAUAUGACUUCGUCCUUGUUAGCGAUGACGAGUCACGCAAGUUACGAGAAGAGAAGGCUAUGGAGGCCAUGCAAAAGCUUGGGAGGAGAAUGAAGUUAUACCAGGGCUUGCCCGUGCCUGAUCUGGAUUAG
Molecule: messenger RNA, 990 nt
Organism: Aureobasidium pullulans EXF-150
Lineage: Eukaryota; Fungi; Ascomycota; Dothideomycetes; Dothideales; Saccotheciaceae
Product: cathecol 1,2-dioxygenase
Exons: 2
Coding region: 1-990 (329 amino acids)
Biological process (GO): catechol-containing compound metabolic process
Molecular function (GO): ferric iron binding; catechol 1,2-dioxygenase activity
Source: RefSeq, a predicted model, not a curated record